UUCAGUAAGGCUAAAUAGUCCGCUUUAUGACACCCGAGUACAAUAACUUUGACGCUCAUGUAUGAACUACCUACCUGGGUUGAACAGCACGGCUCCUUUCAGAUACGCAUACUCCUUCGUACUGAUAUCUACACUCCAGCACUUCUUCAGGAAGGCUCGAAUAGUGUCGAUAUCCACGACAGAGACCCCGGCGGCCCCCCUGCUCUGGCCGGCCGUCGGCACCUCGCUCUGCCUGUCCGGUAAACCCGUGAGGAUGCGCUGCAGCAUGCUGGGCUCCACGGUCUCCGUAGUGUCAAAGUCCACCCGGUCCUGCGCGAGUCCCAGCACGAGCAGAGGCGCCCAGCAGCUCCGGAUCAGCGUCAGCUGGUCGUCCUCCGGCAGCUCGCGAAAGCAGGGGACGUUCUUCACGAACCGCAGCGUCUUCACCAGGACCGCGGAGGCGGCUUUGCACGUCACCUGCGGGGAGCGGAGGACGCCCCGGCGCCGGGUGGAGCCGCAGGAGCAAGCCUGCUGCCGGGGCGAGGCGGCGGAUGAGGAGGAGGAGGUCUUGUGCAGCAAGUGUUGCAAUGUUUGUUGUUGGGGAUGUUGAUGAUGUUGUUGAUGCUGUUGUUGUUCCUCGGCGCUCGUAAGGCUGUCGCUCUUCAAAAUGCUGUAGAGGAUGCUGUUGUUGCUUCGACCGCUCGCACCCCGACAGCGGCAGCCCUCCAGCGCGGCCAUGGCCGCUCUACAUGGGCCGGAGCUCAGUGCGUCCCGCCGUCUCUUUGAAGCGCCGGAGGGUCUGGGGAAAUCAGUGUGUUCGAAUAUGCUCACACUGCAUGGGCUUGGCAUCGGGUGAGUCAUACUUAUAUGUUAGCGUGUGUUUGUUUAGGUCUGUAAGGAUUCGAUUGCUUUUAACAUGUACCUGGACUGUUCAAUGCGCAUAGAAGCAGAAAUACCAAACAUGUGUUUCUGCGGCCUUGAGACUUCACAGGGCUGCGACUGCGGCGCUCUGCUCGGUAAACACAGUUUCCUCUUGUGGCUCUCUGUUUGGACAGGAAACAAGGAAGCUGAUCAAACACUGGCUCAGAAGGCCACAGCUGCACUGAGCUGGAAUGGAGUCGCAGGUCUUUCAAAGCACUUUGAAUAAGAGGAAACAUGAAAAAUAACAUGUCACCGUUGGCGUGCAAAUCCAUCAGUUUUCAGCCCCGCUGAGUUCCUCAUUUGCGCUCGUGCAAUAUUUUCCCAAAAUAAAUCAUGCGGUGUAGAUAACCGUAUCUCAAGCUUGUGUUUUGUUUACACUGUAGAGGAACCGGCAUCAGACACUGUGUUGAAUUUGGUGUUAGUGCCCCAACUGCCUGCAUGCUACAGAUUUACAACCCAGUGCUGGUGACAUCAUAGAUUAGCAGGGUGCGGAUGAUAGGAAACAUGAGCUGGAUGGAUGGAUGUUGAGGUGAGGGAGGGGGAUAGACAGUGAAGGGGGGACGCAUGAAAGAAAUUAGACAAGUAGGAGGUGUGUGUCAAAGUCAUUUGGGUAAAGAAGUUAGGUGAUAAUGCUUCCCCCUUGUGACCGUUUAUUUAACUGCAGACUUUGCAUCAACUCAUUAAUGAUAUCGUCAUCAUUUGCAGCAGAGAAUGGGAUCAGACAUAAACGACCAGUUUAUUUGUGUGGAGUAUAUCUUUGAUCACAACAAUAUAUAUUUAUAAGCAACUGAUUUAGUUGUGGCAUUCUGUACUGUUCUAUCUGUUGAGGUGCACAAUAUCAACUGAUUGCAUCAGGCUUUGUAUUGUCCUUCAACAGACGUGUCGAUAAUCAACAUAGAGUUCAUCUAACUAAAAUGGAAAGAGUCUUUGUCUGUCCCUCUGAACAGUUCAUCUGAUCGACUUCGCACUUGGCUUAUUCGCGUAUUUAAGUGUGAACUUUUCAGAUCUACAGAACAUAUUUAUUAGACGCGUUAUGUACACACUGUGUAAUGUAUUUAGAAGGUACUUCUAUUAAGUGUUGCACCGCUGAACGGCAUUCUGGGUACAGCUUGCGCUCUGUUGCUUGCUACGGAUCGGAGCACCGAUGAAGAAAGCAUGAGUUUCUUCCACUGAAAUAAACAAUAAUGGAUCAAACUGUUACAUAUUAUUUUGAAUCUGUGUCCUAAAUGAUGGACCAUCAUGUUCUUCUGCACUUCACCAGAGAGGGACAUUUUUGUCAGAUGAAGAAACAAUAAAGAGAUGUACAAAGUGUUAAUCAUUACUCAGAGAAGUGGCCAGCAGUACAAUAAGUAGGACAAUGUUGUUGACGUGUUGCAAGGCGGGGGGGAAAGGAAAGAUCAGUUUAAAUUUUCAGUUCCUGUUUUUAUUGUCCUUAUAGAGAGGGAAAACUGCACAACAAUAGCUCACCACAUGAACGUACACCAUUUGAUAUGAUCAUAUAAUCAUACACCAUCCUCUCCACAGCUCAUGAAAAUAAAAUAAAUUAAUACAGUAAUCGGUUUGAUUUUAUUUUCAUGGUGAUAAAACUCAAAUGAAAGGGAGAAUUGAUUCGGCGGGUGCCUUGAUACUGGGGUUACUCUUCUUUAUUCUCUGUGAGUUGCUCCCUGGAUGCCUCAUUUGAAAUCUGCAGAAAGGGAGUGCUGAUCACACUUGACUGCAUGUCGCCAGCCACCCGCAGAAGGCAGCUGAGGACCAUGUCCUUGGCCAGGCCGGCCUCCAGGUUCCCUUCCCGGCUCAGCUGCAAAGUGAUCUGGUCUAGGCUGGUCAGGACCAGCUCUGAGCCCAGCAGAGGGCGAAUGGGGCCAGGGGCCGAAUCCGUACCAGGGGCCCCUUCCCUGGCCAUGUUCUCCAUCAUGUAUUGCUGGUACAAAUCCAACAGUUUCUGCUCCAGGUAGUGAUUGAGAAGAGAGUUGGAGAACGGACCUUCGCGGCCCUGGAACAAAAAGCUCCGAUCACGGACACUCCCCGGUCUCCAGCGGUUUGAACCCCCCCUCGGUGGAUGCAGAAGUCCACCCUGAGAUGUCUUUCCUGGGGGAGAAUCCUCCACAGCCGGGGGGACAUCACAGGACUGGAGGAAAGGGCCGACAGCCUGGGCGUCAGUACAGAGCCGGAGCUCUCCAUCAUUAGUCGAGAGCGGCAGCACCUGGUCGCCUCCAAUGUGGAGGUCGCUGUAGUUUUGGCAGAUGCUCUGACAGAAGGAGGGGACCAGGAAAGGGGCAUCGCCAAAUGAGCGAGCCGGAGCUGGGAUCUCUAUCUGCGGAGAGAUCUGUCUGCUGUCCAAGGACCGCAGCGGAGAAAUGAGCAACUCUGAAUCGCUCCUGUUGUCCAUGCAACCUGUCAGCUCGGGGGAGUUGUGGUGAACGAGUGGAGUGUGUCUGACGGAGCCUGGCACCAGGGUAGCAGCGGCUCUCGGCAGCCCAAAAGCCCUCUGGGGAGCUUUCUGAGGAAGGGGUGAAUCCAGCUCCUCCAAUUCACCAUAGGUCAUACUCAACAAUCUGCCUUCACAAAGCAUGGCUGCAACAAAGAGCACAUUUGCAGAAGCUGUUAGCCGAGUUAUGUCAGCACACCACAUGUUUUCAACUUGUGAUAAGAUGCAAGUGUCAACAUAGAUGUAUCUAUUCAUUCAGUGUUUAUUCUCGUAUCGGCAUUGGACUAAUGCCGUAUACUGUGCCACACAACAGUUAUAGACUCUAGACAGCUAGUUUGCAAAUACAAACACACAAAACUCAACAAACAAUACACAUUAAACAGCACAAAACACAACAACGCAAUAAAAUGACAACAAAACUCUAUGACAAACACCGGAUCAUUCAUGAGUACAUGAAUGAUACCUCUUGAAAAAGCUGUUUCAACUUCGGAUGGAUCGGAUUCCUGAUUCAUCCAGAGUUCUGUGGGUCAGGGGGUUAACACAUUGAUCCCCAAACAGAAAAAGACAUCUGUCCAAAAAGAGGAUUUCAUGAAAGAACAAUUUAUCUCAUAUAAUAAUCAAAAGAUGAAUCCUAUUCCUCUGAAACAAACAUCUUACCUACGUUGGACCAGAAUCACAGUCUCUGUCCUCCACAGUCUUUACCACAUAAGCACUUCUUAAAAAAAUAUCGUUUUCUAUCGAGACAGCCUACAAACACCCACCUGCAGACUGUAUUCCAUCCAAGAUCUGCAUGAACAAGAGUGCAGUUUUGUGUGAGGGUUGUUUUAUACCACCCCAAGAGGAAGUGGGAAUGUGAAAUAUUUUCUGUUUUACCAUUUCUGCAAACCGAAUGUUGCAGCUGGAUUACUCAUGAAUACAUUCCAACUCACCAUUUUCAAAGGAUUGUUACAGAUAGGCUGAGCAUAUCCCGCAUCUAGUUCCUACUUUUGUAAAUGAUAUCUAUUUUACAUCCUCACACGAGGACGCAUCCACCUCUGCAUUAGUAUUUCCUCUUGCCCAAAUGAAGUGAAAUGACAGAUGUGCUAUUGUUAUGAAUGCAACAUAAAAUGAAACCACAGUUUUGUUUCUUUGUAAGAGUAACAGGUGUGUAAAGGGAAAAGCAGAAAAGAAAGUUGUAAUUAAUAUGAUCACAAUUAACUGAUUCCUGUUUUCGUUUUCUGAUAAGUUCCACCACAAAUUCUGAGUUUCCUCUCAGUGAGGACGUGCAUGUUUUCAGUCAAAUAACUGCUGUUCGGAGCUCCUAGCUUUACCCAUCCGCCGCCAAAAGCAGAAGUGUGACCUCACGCUCGGUUAUGUAACCCACAACUCAUCAGUUCCUCCUUGAAACCGUGCAUCUUCAGCAUGUUUUAUUUUUUUAUAUUUCUUUUGGUCAUUUUUGCAUUUUUUUGACCGUGUAGGAAUGUGGUGGAGGGGUGGAGAAAGAGAGCUCUGUGUGACAUCCAAUAAUGGUCCAAUGGCUGAAAUUGAACCUGGGACAUUGUGGUUUUAUAGCAAUGUGCUUUUACCACUCGGCUAAUCAAAUAAUCCCUCCUUUUAGUAUUCUACGCCCAGAUUAAGUAAAUGCUGUAAAUUAGCUUGAGACCUUGGAAUGAUACUUAAUUUCACCAGUUGUGAAAUAGUUUUUUUUUUUUUUUUAUUUGCGCACCUCUGUGGUAGAAACGUUUUUGUAUGAAUCUUAUUUCUGGUGAAAGUGGUGGAAACUUUCAGGCUGUAUUCAAGGCCGCAGAUUUUUCCAAGAUGAAAGUACCUUGUCUUUGUCUGCAUAUAUGACUCGCUCCAGUUAAGACUCUUGUAUUCAGACUUCCUCUGCUUGCAGCAGGUAAGCCCAACAAUAGAAGCACAUGAAACACGAGAGACCAUGUUUUAUUAUUCAUCAGGCGAGGACACCUAGACAUAAGUCAACAUCAUAUAACUUCGACUUUGUUACAAUAUCCUGGUCAUUCAUUGUAGAAUUAUUUAUUUUGAUCUUUAGAGCCUCUUCAUAUAAACCCCAGAAAUGUGAACACUUUAACCCACCUACUGUUCAACCUAUCGUGUAUGUUCUUUUCUAAGAUCUCUUGUUUGGUCGACACAUGGUUUAUUAAGAGGUGGAUUCACAUUCACAAGCAAGGACACUACAGGCCCAGAGUCCAUUGGAUUGCUGGCUGUUGUUAUUGUGUCCACUAACUCUUGUAUGAGUCGGGAUAUCUGACACAGGCCUGCUGCUCAGUAGUAUUGGUAGCGCAAUGUGUCGAGUUACCGACCCGUUGCCACAGCAAUGUUGCCGAGCAACAUCCGACAACAGUGGAGACACGCUGAGAUCAGGAUAGACGAGAGACCCGGACCUGUUUUUGCUUUUGUGUGAGGAGGGGCAGCCGUUUCGCAAUUUCAGCACCCUGGACAGCGACCGGUCACAGUGAGCAGCUUCUGUCGGGUUUAAAGGCGUUUUCAGUUUGUUUGUUUUGAGACACAUUGGUCUGCUUCAAGGGACGGAUAUGGAUGGAUGCUUCACAAACUCUAUGGAAGUUAAGUCUGUAAGCCUGAAAGACUCCAUUUAGAGGAAUGUUGAAGAAGAUUAAUAAUGUGUUCCGUCCCAACCAUCCCGGACACAGAGGGCAGGAUGGUGGUGGUGGUGGUGGUGGGUUUCGGUCCGAGCAGGACUACCACAAUGCCUGCACCGUCAGGCUGGUCCGCAGCACCUCCAUGCUCGUGGUGGGAGAGAAAAGUCAUGCAGCCGUGGGCUCAACUUUAAAACGGAGCAAAAGUACGGUGAGCAUCGAGUCGACCUUGUACUAUUAUCAGAGACAAGAGGACAGGAUAUGGCUCUACUCUCAGAAUCAGAACUGCCUGGAGUACCUUGAAGCACUCGUGGCUUUGAGACGACAAUACACAAAGAGUGUGAGCGACUUGAAAAGCAACCAUGCCAAGACCACAGUAUCCUCCAAGAAGAAGCCUGCACCCCCGCCGCCUACAAAGGAAGAACCGAUAUCAAGAGCCAAACCCUCUGCACCUCCAGUCCCCAGCGAGGAGGACACUUUGCAGUUCUUUGAUGCCGUCAUCGCAGGCUGCGACAGCGAACCUCUGCGCAAACCGUACGUGGAUGAUGGACAUGCAGACGUGGACUUCAUAGUGGCUUCCAGCUCGGCCGAGCACGACCUCCACUCCAACUGGGUAAUGCGGGUUCCUCGGGUCGCAGAUGAUUCCAAGCAGAAAGCAGUUCAUGCCUGUGCCAAGGAACGCGCCCCGAAGAAGAAGAACCAGAGCGGGUCCACGAGCAGCAGACUGCGGCUGCAGAGGAACCCGAUCCAUCUGCCCAAAGUGGUGGAGAGUGCAUUCCAGACUCUGCGCUUCAAGCCCAAAUUAAAAAAGCAGUGACGCUUGAUAGACAUUUGAAACCACCAGCGCUGCCACUCUGUUGACGUAGAGCUACACUUAGUUUGUAUGAUCUGCUAAAACUCCAUCCAGACAAUUAAUACUGACAUCAAAUAUUUAAAAGGAAUUUUAAUAAAGCAAAUGUAAAAAAAUGUAAAAACAAAUGUCCAGCUGAUGACGUCAAGUUAAUUCUUCGUUUUUCACAUUAGAUAUUUUGACUUAGUUGGAUAACCACAGCUGUUAGUAAUAACAUGAAGGAUGUCUCCGUUCUAUUCAAGAGUCGGGUUUUCUAAAACGUUGAUCAAUAUAAACAUCAAUAUCCUGCUAUUAUACAUCAAUUGGAUGUCACUUUAAAUAACAGAAUAUUAAAUUGAUGAUUUUUACAGCAUGGUCUAAAAAAAAACAAUCCUUGCGACGUCUCAAGAUUACCACAACCUUUAUAUAUGUAAUAACAUAGUGUAUGGAAUAUAGGUUUAGUCGUUUAUGGAUCAGACCUGCAGUGGUGGAAGAAGUAUUCAGCACUAUACUCUUACAAAAUACUUUAAUAAUAAGUACUUAAGUGUUAUAAGAGAAUGUGCUUAAAAGCAUAAAAAGUAAAAGUACUUAUUAUUCAGAAUGGCUCCUUUCAGAAUGUUAUAUUAAUAUAUUAUUCUGUUUUAAUCACUAACGAAUAGAUGCAAGAGCAUUUGAAACUUGCAGUUGGUCAACGUGGAACCAAGUUGAGAUAUUUGAUAUACUAUUCUGUAAAUUAAUAGUAUAUUACUGCAUCAUGUAAGUGUAUCAUGUCUUUGUUUUUGUUUUUAAGUAAAAUCGUAUUCUCAAAAGUAACUAGUAACAUAGUUGUCAAAUAAAUGUGUGUGAAACAUAGAAAAAGAUUUUCCCUUUGAAAUGUAGUGGAGUAGAAGUAUAAAGAUAAAUACUAAUACUCCAAUUCACUUCUCGUCCACCACUGGUAAGGUGGCCUUAAAGCCAUAUCUUAGAGUGCUAAUACUUAGCAACAUACAAACAUUUGGUUAAAAAUAAAAAUGCCAAAAUUCCUUUUCCUUAUUAUUGUAUUAAUCUCAUUCAAACCACAAUAUAAAAUGAAAAACAUUCGUCAAAUACAUUUUCUUGUCUUUAUUACAAAUGUUUCAUAUACAAAACCAGAAACUACACAACAUUCAUUUCUUCUCUGCUUUGGCUUUGGGACUGAAGAAGGAGAACAUAGUCUUCAUGCCGGUCUUGUCCGCCUUGGCCAGAGAUUUCUGAGCCGCAGUCAUCUUCUUGGGCGGCUGGAAUAAAGGAGAAGGGAAAAAAAAAUAAAAAAUCAAUAUAACUCCACACCUUUCAUUCUAAAUCAAGCACGUCAUUUCUAGCCGAGAAAAUACAUUGUUCCACAAGGUAAUCUCCUCUGACCCAUAUGUGUAUGCUACA
Molecule: messenger RNA, 8152 nt
Organism: Anarrhichthys ocellatus (wolf-eel)
Lineage: Eukaryota; Metazoa; Chordata; Actinopteri; Perciformes; Anarhichadidae
Gene: c9h13orf42
Product: chromosome 9 C13orf42 homolog
Exons: 4
Coding region: 5930-6742 (270 amino acids)
Source: RefSeq, a predicted model, not a curated record